This is a messenger RNA of Penicillium bovifimosum, 711 nucleotides long. RefSeq lists its product as uncharacterized. Lineage: Eukaryota; Fungi; Ascomycota; Eurotiomycetes; Eurotiales; Aspergillaceae. The transcript has 3 exons. The annotation marks the transcript as partial. The record is from RefSeq and is a predicted model, not a curated record.
UCUCAUGGUCCGGAGCAACAAAGUCAUAAAGUACAUCCACGGAUCAGGCGACCUGAGGCCGACUCACACCUCAUUGACGAUGAGGCAGGUCUUCAAUGUGUUUUCAACCAUUCGAUGGGAUAUAUCGUUGGAAAGGUUCUCAAGGGCCAUAUUUGCGGAGUUCAAGUGCCUUGGAAGCAAUCAUUCCAAACGCCUGACAGCAGUUUGAUGACGAAGGAUGCCUGGCUGAGGGUUGUUGGUGAACUAAAGUUCCUUGGGUGGACGAAGAUAGGAUCGGGAAUGCGUAUGUCUAUGAUGAUGAACCCACGCUACGCAAUUUGCUUGUCCAGUCCAUCAUCCUAUUACAUGAAGGAUCUCAACUGCAUGUAUGGGUUCAUGAGCAACUAUUGUGGAACGAUAUUCCUUCGACGGGAAUUCAUCGAAGACAGGCGGCUCAUCGAUUACUCCCCAAUCGCUCGAGCAGAUACCUCCUACGACGGACCUGGGCGUUCCCCUGGCUACACCAGUUGUAUCAACCAGGCAAUGUUUCCUUGCCGUUGCGGCUCUAGCACAGACGCAAGAGCCUGUCUACAAUACAACACCAAAGCCAGAAUGGGCUGUGGAAAUGAAAUCUCUGCCUUUAACUUCAGCAAACAACUCUCACUCAUCUUUCACCUUUACGCAUUAUUCACCUCUCUAUCAUCUCAAGUUUUCUUCGUCAGUUACUCGUGA